This is a messenger RNA of Silurus meridionalis, 1609 nucleotides long. It is a transcript of the gene ccna1, whose product is annotated as cyclin A1. The coding region runs from base 222 to 1415 and encodes 397 amino acids. NCBI's taxonomy places the organism in Eukaryota, Metazoa, Chordata, Actinopteri, Siluriformes, Siluridae. Gene Ontology annotation, cellular component: cyclin A2-CDK2 complex; cytoplasm; nucleus. The record is from RefSeq and is a predicted model, not a curated record. Gene Ontology annotation, molecular function: cyclin-dependent protein serine/threonine kinase regulator activity. The transcript is spliced from 9 exons. Gene Ontology annotation, biological process: mitotic cell cycle phase transition; regulation of cyclin-dependent protein serine/threonine kinase activity.
CUUCCUGAGGCUUAUUAUUUACAGGUGCGCUCUUAUUGGUCGAGUUACUGAUCUAAAUGACGACCAGCAAAUAUAAAGUGUCAGAAAAGCCGCUGUAGAUAGUCGACUAGUGUUUUUAAUAGUCUGGUUGGUUUGCGUGAACUCGAGGAGCCGCAGGUUGAGCUUGCAACUUAAACCCGAGUGGCUUCUUGUCUUGUAAUUUGACCUGAUUAUUUUGGAAAAUGAGCUUCAGUGGCCUUGCACCAUUUGCCAGCCAAGAGAACAUCUCUGCUCAGGGAAGGGUGGAUGGUCCUUGUGUAAAAGCUGGCCAAAGGGUUGUGCUGGGUGUUUUGACUGAAAAUGAUCAUCAUAGAAGAAGUAAUCACGGCGUUCCAGCUAAACAUGGAUCAGCGCUGCACAAUGUGUCUGGCCAUGACAAUGAUUCCUAUCAUUGGUCCUCUUCUGCCUUUGGUAUUCGGGUCGCUGAGCCGAUUGUGGAACGAGCUGUUAAACCUAUUGGAGAUCAUUUGAUUUCUCUUAACCCUUCAGAGCUUCAGAUUUUGACUGCUGUUAAUGAUCUUACCUCAGGAUCGAGUUUGGAUGCUUCUAUGCAGUCGUUGCCUGAGGAGGGAGCAGCCACUUCAGAAGAAAUCUUGUCGGCUGCUGAAUAUGCAGAUGAUAUCCAUAAUCACCUGCGAGAAAGUGAGUUGAGAUAUAGGCCAAAGCCUGGUUAUAUGAGCAAGCAGCCAGAUAUCACAAACUGCAUGAGGGUCAUCCUUGUUGAUUGGCUGGUUGAAGUUUCUGAGGAAUACAAGCUUUGCUCGGAGACUGUCUAUCUGGCAGUGAACUACUUGGACCGCUUUCUCUCCUGCAUGUCUGUUCUCAGAGGAAAACUACAGCUUGUGGGAACUGCUGCAAUCCUUCUAGCUGCGAAAUAUGAAGAGAUCUAUCCUCCAGAGGUUGAUGAGUUUGUCUACAUCACUGAUGAUACCUACACCAAAAAGCAGCUCCUGCGUAUGGAGCACCUCAUGUUGAAAGUGCUGUCCUUUGACAUGACUGCACCAACCAGUCACCAGUUUUUGCUGCAGUACAUUUUGGAGGGAGAUGUCUGUGUUAAAACUGCAAAUCUUGCUUUGUACAUUUCAGAACUGAGUUUACUUGAAGUGGACCCCUUUCUGCAGUUUCUUCCGUCAAUGAUUGCUGCUGCAGCUUAUUGUCUGGCAAACUAUACUCUCAACAAAGCACUAUGGCCUGAUUCUCUGCAUGCUUUUACUGGCUACACUCUGGCUGAGAUUGCACUGUGUCUGCUUCAGCUCCAUCAGCUUCACUUGACUGCAGGAAGCUUGCCCCAGCAGGCCAUCUGUGAGAAGUACAGGAGCACAAAGUACUGCAGUGUAUCCCUGAUUAAACCAGUGGAUUGUUUGCCACUGCACUGAUGUCCAGUGACUCUGAAGCUAAAUGAACUGCAGCACUUACUCAUCCAUAUGUAAAUAGUGCAUGGACUGUAAAGUUUUUUUUUAAACAUUGAUUUUAAAUUUUUAUGUGAUUUUUAUCAUAGUUCAUAAUGCAACUUGUGAAAUCUGCAAUAAAAUUAGUCAUGUGCCUGGAUUCCUUGUUCAGGCAAUGGGUA